Messenger RNA from Monomorium pharaonis (pharaoh ant), 5077 nucleotides. It is a transcript of the gene DCAF12, whose product is annotated as DDB1- and CUL4-associated factor 12. Gene Ontology annotation, cellular component: Cul4-RING E3 ubiquitin ligase complex. Gene Ontology annotation, molecular function: protein binding. The record is from RefSeq and is a predicted model, not a curated record. The coding region runs from base 1112 to 2491 and encodes 459 amino acids. Lineage: Eukaryota; Metazoa; Arthropoda; Insecta; Hymenoptera; Formicidae. The transcript is spliced from 8 exons.
CAAUUUCUCCGCGUAGGCCUCGUGCGUUCUCGAGAGGAAGAAAGAGGCGGAGAGGAAUGCCUGCCGCGACCCGAUCGUCCUCGUAAAUCGCCACCUCGCAACUCUCUCAUUGUCCUCCUACGGAGUAAUUACUGAAACAAUCUCAAGCCGCUUGUCAAAAAUAUCUCUUGACAGACGUAUCUUUGAAUCAGCCUAUUUAUAAAUAAAGCUAUAUUUGUUAUACUUUUCACAGAUACUGAUACUUCUCACAAUAGAGUAUCGACAUUGAUUGGAGAAUUUGUAUUUUAUUUAUACAAGAAAAUAAUCCAAUCAAUUGCUUCCAAAGAUUUCUGUAAGCUUGCAGGAAACAGGAGUAAUAGGACUAAGUAAAUAAUAUAUUACUAGAAUAUUAUAACAAUUAGAUAAUUGUAUUAAUUUAUGAAACAAAAAGAUUUUAAUAAUACAUUUCUUUUUAUAUAUCUUAGAGAUAAUAAUGUAGAAAUAAAGUAGGUUUAGUUUAAUUAACUACGAAGGAGUUUAAUUGAUAAUAGUUAUGUAAAAAAAUAUCUCACUUAACAAUACAACUCUUUUAAAAAUAUAAUAGUGAAAUAUACAUAUAUUCAAAAUCAAAAUAUAUUAAGAAAAAUUGAUUCUAUUGGAAGCAGAUUUGCCUGAUUUGAUUAGAUUUGCAUAUCGUGCCUCCUCAUUUUAUCACUGUUAGUUACUUUCCUUACAAGAGAAGCUAAACUUCUUGCGAGUUUUUAAAAUCUCUCUGAAAUAUUUUACAACAUAUUACAAUUUGAAAAGUGAAUCGAUUGAUUAGUGUCAUUGCAGUCUACUAAAAUUUUGCAAAUAGACAUUUAAAGAUAAAACAAAUAGAAAUUUGCAGUGGGAGAGGAAAAAAAGACAACGUUUAACUUGAUUAAAACCUCGUAAGGGACUGCUUAUAUAUAGUAAAAAUUAAUGUUUGAAUUGCAAUAUAUUGCCAAUAUAUGGUGAUUCUUUUCUCUUUAUUUGAUGAAUAAUUAUCACCUUUCUUACUUUUGCCAAUAAGACUUACCUGUUCAAUAAUAAUACUCUGUGUUCCUUGCAAGUUGCCUGAAUAUUAUUAAAGUUUGUUAAACUGUUAAUAAUGGCUGAGACACAAAGAAUGACUGUGUAUGGGAGACAUCCUCCAUGUGCCAAUAGCAGCAGGCUAGACGAGCGUCGAGCUAAGAGAUUGGCAUUACGACAUGAGAGAAAUAGGAAGCCAGACAAGCCGGAUGAUUUUGUAUGUUACGAGUCGAGCGACGACGAGGCCGAAACGGUGACUGAGGGCAAGCAAUUCCUGAGAACGUCCUUCAACUUCGUGGAUUACGUGCGCGCACGUGAAACGAAUACGCGCGAAGUGCGGAAUAUCAAUCAGGAAUACGGUUCCCGUCACAUAUUAACGCACGAUUUGUUCAAAGAGUACUCGGUUAGCCUGAACAACAUGAACAAAGUAUUUUGUUCUCAGUGGUUGAGUGAUAGACAAGUAGUAUUUGGUACAAAGUGCAAUAAGCUUAUGGUUUACGACGUGGCGACGCAGAAGCUGGAUCAGAUUCCAUCUCUUCAUGGAAGACAGCUCAGCCCGGGUGGUAACGUUAUGCCCGAGCAGCAAUGUGGCAUUCAUUCCGUUCAAAUUAAUCCCUCAAGAACUCUUUUAUCUACCGGGGCGAGAAAUAGUAAUGAAAUAGCGAUAUAUAGAUUACCGACUUUGGAUCCAGUUUGCGUAGGCGAGAGUGGCCACAGGGACUGGGUGUUUGACAUGUGCUGGUUGGAUGAUGAAUUUUUAGUGUCAGGCUCUAGAGAUACAAAAAUGGCUCUGUGGCGUAUUGAUAGUGAUCUCGCUGAAGCUCCUGAUAAAGCGGAUGUGCCUACACAUAGGUUGAUUCAACCUGUCUGCGUAAAGGAAUGUAAGUCCGCGCAGAAAGUGCGAGCGUUAGCAUUCAAUAAAGCAUACAAGGAAAUCGCGGCAUUGACCCUCAAUAGCUUUAUACAUAUCUGGUCGGCCGAAUCUUUCAAACAGAAAAUAUCUAGAAAACUGCCAGCUUGUCAGGAAAACGUUUGUCUUGCUGUACAAGAUGAUGGUGUUUACGCGAUUGGAUGUAGGUCUUACACUCUUCUGCUGGAUGCACGUACAUUACAACCAAUUAAAAAAAUACCAUCAAGGUAUAGCGGUUGCGGAAUUAGAUCAGCAAGUUUUCAAGGAUCUGUUCUAACCAUCGGAACUGGUCUAGGAAUGCUUAUGUUUUAUGAUGUUAGGGCUCAGAAAUAUCUGGAAUCUUCUAUAAAUUCUAAUAGGACUGUCGUAUUGAAAGCUUCGAAAGGAUAUGUGUUUCCGGACGAGGAAUAUAUAGAUGGUUUUCAAAAUGUGAAGUACACUCCCGCCAUUUACACACAUUGCUAUGACGCAUCGGGUACUCGAUUAUUUACAGCGGGUGGUCCAUUACCCGCAAAUUUGUACGGCAACUAUGCAGGAUUAUGGCAAUGAAGGUUUAAGCGAGUGAAAUCACAAUGAUGAUUAAGUUUCACCGAAUCGAACUUAUCAACUGGAAGUUGGAACACUGGCCUGAAAACAGCAACAUGCAAUGAAUUUUGUUUAAUAUAUACUUAUUUUAGCGUAACAAUACAGACAAUUUUGACCUACAUAUUAUUAUAUUCUAUCUCGCAUAUUAUAAAUAAUAUAACAAGAAAAAUCCCCUGGCAGUUUUUUACUACAAUUAACUACGUGUCCGACGGAGAGUGUUAUUUAAAAGAAUAAUAGUUUAAACAAGGAGAUUCUAAAAUGCAUCAAUAGCACAAUAAUCUAAGAAUAUGUUCACUUAGGAAUACAUCUUUUAUAUUUAUUCGUCUCUAUUGCUUAGCUUCGAAUUAAUUGUAUCUUUCGUUAGAGUUUUGCUAUUGAGUUUUUUAACGUGAAUAUAAUCUAACUGUUCAUGUUUGACCAAGCGUGCCGCUUAGCUCCCAUCGCGAUGUCUGGCGUACGUUGGAGGAUAUUAAUGGAAUUAAGCGUGUGCAUUUAGUAACAAAAAGCGUCGACCUGUGAUUAUGUAAAAAUGCCGCGUUUGUUAUGUGCAAUCGAGUAUAGCAUUUGUUUCUAUUAUACGCUGCAUAUGCUGUAUUCCCUAUCGUCAUCUCAUCAAAUAUCUUAUAACAUUAGAGUUCGAUUUUUAGUCGAACACGCUCAAACACGAUUUAGGAAGUAAUCUUCUUCCUCUCCCUUUCAGUUUAGCAUAUAAAUAUGCUAUGUAACGCGGCGUUACUUAAGCGAGAUAAGAUUCAUCUAAUUGAAUGUAUCAGUCAUCGCGUGACGAGUCGUCGCAAGUGCCGCAAUUUGCGCAUUUUAGUAUAGGGUAGCACAUUUACGAAGCGAAAAGAUCCAACAACAAUGAAACACGAUUAAAACCGUCUUAGUACAUAAUGAACACGUAUGCUAACAAAAUAUAUUCCCAAUCCGUAUAUUUAUGAAAGUGAGAGUGGGAGAGAAAGAGAGAGAGAGAGAGAGAAAGAUUGCAAGUUGUUACCGUAUAAUAAUUAUAGGAUUUCACAAUAUUAGAUAAGAUAGAUAAUUGUGUGUAUUGUAUCCGAUAGCUCUGUAGUUUCACCGAUACACGUUCAUCUCUCUAUAUAAACAAGCCGAUAUAUAAAUACACUGAAAAAAAAAAAUUAUUAGAUUGAAAUAAAUAUUGUUUCUAAUAGUACCAAGCAGAAGUUUUGCAAAAAAUAAAUAAUAUUUAUUUCAAAUAAGAUCAUAUUUUCUGAAUUAUAUAAAAUAUUAUCUUAUUUGAAAUAAAUAUUACUUAUUUUUAUGGUACUAUUUGAAAAAAUAUUAUUUCAAUCUAGUAAAUUUUUUUUUCAUGUGUACACAGGAUUCACCGAAUGACGUGAGGCCGAACACUCGUUCAUUCACAAACAUUCAUUUUGCCAAAAAGGAAAAAAGGGUAAAACAAGGAUCCGUCACUGUUUACCAUAGGGUUUCCCAAACUUUUGUGCAUUGUGACACAUUUUUUUUAACUAUAAACAGCCGUGAUUCUCUUAACUUUAGGGAUUAUAAAAAAGCGGAGGGAGGAAGAGAGUAAAAAUUGAUUAUUUACUCAUACUUUUCCUUUUUUAAUUGAAUAUAUUGAAUAUAUUAUUGAAUAUAAUUUUAUAAAUUUAUUUUUUUAGAUAGUGAAAGUGUGAAGCAUAUUUCCUAUUUCUAUUUUACUAUAAUUUUAAUAUUUUGCAUUGAAUUAUUUUAAUGCACGAGUUUAAUAAUUGCAGUUUGUUUCGAAAUUUAACUUUGAUUUCGCGAUUCACCAUAAAUCUGCUCGAUCCAUUGGUGAAUCGCGAUCUAUAUUUUGGGAAUCUUUGAUUUAACACAUAAUCAUAGAGAACACUAGCAUACCACACUAUGCGUUCAUAACAUGUAUGAUACUUACGGAUACUUAAAUCUAAUAUUUUGACGACCAAACAUUUUACGGCGGCCCGAAAUGCUGUACGUAAAGAUUUGUAAAAAUAUCAUACUCUCUCUCUCUGACAGGCGUUUGAAUUCAAUAUUUUAAUCGUAACACUCAAGCAUCUCUGAUAGCCUAUUUUUAUAAAUGAGCAAUAGUCAACGGGUAGCUUCUCGAGAACCUUACUUGGCAUCGUUUCGCGCCGUCACCCCCCCCCCCCCAAAUUAUUUGAAAAUGUACAAGAGGGAACAGAAAUUCGAACUUCAAACCGUUGCCACUCUCUACUAUACUUUUGAUUUGUAAUAAGUAAAAUUAUAAACGAAUGACAAAUUGCUAAUUUUAUACUUGAAAGAUGUACUCGUAGACGUAACCAAUGCGAUUCAAACGUUUCAGUUUGUCGCGUUGUCCCGUAUCAAAAGCUGCUAUCGUAAUAGCGUGAACGUAAAACACCGUCGCACAGUGGCAGGGUUUGAAUAGUAAUUUUUGAUAAUUUUCCAUAACACUACGAAGAUACCUUUGCACGCGCACUGCAAUUCGAUCGAAUGAGGAAAAACGACGGAUGAACUAUAUCAUUGUGACUUUAUAUAUGUGCGACUUCUAUAUCUAUGUAAAUAAAUAUAACCAAGCUCUUGAGACUGAUA